CUGAUGUACUCUUCGAGGCUACCCGCAUCUAAACUGGAAUAAAUCAUGGCUUCAAAAGUUGUUCCAGCUACAUCUUAUCUAGAAAGCAGGCUCUGCUGCUUCUUUCGGAUCCUUUUUUUCGAGGCCCAACAUGAAAGUCGACGACGAGACAGUGCAAAACGGGCAUCAGGAGUCCAACGAGGAAGCCAGACACGGGAACGAGCCGGCGUAUAGCGAUGCAUCUACACCAACUAUUGAUGCGAACAAUCACAUCUCAGCAAUUGAAGUAACUCCUGACAAUCAAGUUCAAGGCCAGCACUUCACCGUACUCCCUGUUGUCAGCGUUCGGCAUGAGAGCGGCCAUAACGAGCAAUCUGCCACAGAAGAUGGCGAAAUCAAAGGAACAAAGCCGCACAACUGCCAUACUCUACUCGAAAUUGUCGUGAAGAGCGCGGACAGUCAAAAACAGGAGGAAGGCAAAGCUGAAGACGCCGCUGGAAAAGAAAGCUCAGAUUCCAGCGCAGCCGAUGCCAAACCAAAGCCAAUGGAAGCUCCUGAUCUUGAAGAGCAAUCCGAGGGGUCCAUCAAAAAGUCACGCGCCGCGUGGAGAUCUAUGCGAUUCCCUAACGGCAUUGAGAAGAUAUUCAACGACACUAAGCGUAAGAGUUCCCAACUCGACAGAUAUCGCAGAUACGACUAUUAUUCCAGGAGCGACAGCUCUUCCAGCAGCGACACUUCUUCCAGCAGCGACAGCUCCGCCGAAAGCGAUGGCCAUUCCAAAAGCGUCGAUGAUGCAUCCUCAUGGGCAGAGUCUGCGGCCAGCGAAGUGAACCCAGAGGACGUUGACGACAAUUCACCAUCCAGACUGGAAUGGCUGAGGCAGAAGAGAGAAGACAACGAGAAGAAUCCUCAUCUUGACCAACUGAUGGCGUUGGUUGGGCUGGAGAAUGUGAAGGCUCACUUUCUUGCCGUUAAGACCAAGGUCAAGGAGAGUAAGAGGACUGACCCUGGCUUGUCAAAGUUGCGACUUCACCUAGUUCUUCACGGGAAGGAUGGAACAGGUAAGAAAACUAUAGCAAAACUUUACGCACAAUUUCUCCUUUCUAUAGGAGCCGUGAACAGCCGAGUCUUUUUCAAAAAGUCGACCGCCAAGCGAGGUUCGUAUAGAUCUCGCUAUAGAAGAUCAUCCUCGGAACCACCCACGUGUCCGACAGUUGUGUUUUAUGACAAACCAAAAUUCAGUCAAGCUUCGACAGACAGUGAAUACUACGAUUCCUCCGAUAGUGACGACAGCAGCUCCUACAAUCCUUGGGACGACCGCUUCUCAUACCGUACACAGAGCUCAGAUACCAUGGAAGACCUCACAAAGACCGCGUUGAUGUCUGUUGUAAUCAUUUCCACGCGAGCCAAGUCUCUUCUCGAGUCUAUCGACGGCAACGAGAAGGCUUUACAAGAACUACCGAGCUCUCUGGUUCUUGCAGACUACAGUGACGAGGAACUCAAACAGCUAGCUGUGCGUAUGAUACAGAAAAGGGGCAUGUCGGUUGAGGGCGGGUUCGAAGAUCGCAGCCUUCGUGCCUUGGUGCAGCGAGUGGCCCGAGAGCGGAAGUCGAAAUCGUUUUCCAACGUUCACUGCCUAGAGGAAGAAUUGGACAAGGCAUACACGAGGCGAGCUCUUCGGCUACAGAGAGAAUAUGCUCGAUGGCUCGGGAACGAUUCGACAAGAGGCUCUCAAACAGCAGAUUUUCCACGACGAGAACUGGAAGACGGAGACGACCUCAACAAGUGCGGGCUUAGCGACUCAACCAAUGGCCAGAAAAAGGUCCUCAAGUCAGAGGACCUUUUAGGCACAGAGCCGAAGGAUCUGAGAAACGAUAAUGAGUCGUGGAAGAAGCUUCAGGAUAUGAUUGGGCUCGAAAAGGCCAAGAGCGAAUGCGGCGACAUCAUCGACUAUGCCCAGAUCAACUACCGUCGAGAGCUUCAAGGGAUGGAACCGCUCAAGAUUGGUCUCAACAGAGUAUUUCUCGGACCGCCUGGCGUAGGUAAAACGACUGUUGCGCAGCUUUACGGCCAGAUCCUCAUCGAUCUCGGUCUUGUCUCUGGAAAGAAGAUCAUGUUGCGAAACCCAUCCCACUUGAUUGGCGCAUACAUAGGGCAUUCAGAGAAAAUGACCAUGGGCGUCUUGAAGGAAGCUCGAGGGAAUGUUCUGACCAUUGAUGAUGCACAUAUGCUCUAUCCCGGAGCCCAGGACGCCGGCCACAAGACGGACGUCUUUCGCAUCGCUGUCCUUGACACUAUCGUCGCGAAUGUAUCCGCCGAACCAGAGGACAGGUGCAUCAUCCUGGUUGGUUACGACCAUCAAAUGGGACAACUAUUCAACAACAGUAACCCUGGGCUCCAGCGACGGUUCCCCAAGGAGACUGCCUUGCGAUUCGACACCUACAGCGAGGACGAGCUGUGCCAGAUCAUGGAUCUAAAUGUCGACAAGAGUGGUCUCGAGAUGUCAAAGGAUGCUGCGGCGGUGUCUAGACAAGUCCUGGGCUGCAUGCGUAUCAACCCAAAGUUUGGGAACGCGGGAGACGUCGAGAAUCUACUCAACCAGGCAAAAGUCCGCAUCAACGCACGAAUCACGUCCGCAUCCCGUGGAUCAGGGUCUGUACAUGUUGUCAUAGAGCCUGGCGACAUCGACCCACAUUGGGACCGGGAAUCACAAGCCGGCGAAAGUCGCGCUACGCUAUUUGAAGGCUUCGUCGGGUUCAAUAGGAUCGUUGAGCAAUUCCAAGGCUAUCAGCACCUAGUCGCUGGCAUGCGGCUUUACGAGAUCGACCCCAGACCUCACGUCCCAUGGGCCUUCAUCUUCAAGGGGCCACCGGGUACUGGCAAAACUUCAACCGCGCGGAAAGUUGGGCGGUUAUACUACGACAUGGGCCUCCUUUCCACAGACGAUGUUGUAAGCUGUUCGGUCAGUGAUCUUGUUGGAAAGCACGUGGGAGAAACGGGACCGAAAGUUCUCAACACUCUCGAGACUGGCCUCGGAAAGGUCUUGUUCAUCGACGAAGCCUAUCGGCUUGCGAACGAUUCCGAGUUCCAUGUAGAGGCUAUCGGCGAGCUAGUCGAUGCAAUGACCCAAGUGCGCUACAGAAACAACAUGGUUAUAAUCUUGGCAGGGUAUACCGUCGAGAUGGACUUUCUCCUACAGGUCAAUCCUGGAUUGCGUAGUAGAUUCCCAGAACAGAUUGUAUUCCAGCCCAUGAGCUCACACGCAUGUCUCAGGCAUCUGAGUCAAGAGGUCCAGAAGCUCAAGAUCAACAUUCUGGGACCAAGAGGAGCAAAUGACGACAAGUUAGAGACGGUCUAUCGUCUUUUCAAAAAGCUCGGUCUAACGAGGGGAUGGGCUAGCGGUCGGGACGUUGAGACUUUAGCCAAGACCAUCAUAGGAAACGCGUACAAGCGGGCGGGAAGAACAGAGAAGAAGCUAGACACGGGCUCGCUGCAAGUCAAUUUGGAAGAAGUGAUCGAAGCUCAGAAAGGGAUGCUGGCGGAACGCCUAGGGCGAAUGAGCGAUGAGGCGGAUGAGUAGACUGUAGGCUAUAAACUUAGUGUGCCAAAAUGCGACACGAAGCAGAUUUAGCCCAAAGG
This is a messenger RNA of Colletotrichum acutatum, 3618 nucleotides long. RefSeq names its product P-loop containing nucleoside triphosphate hydrolase protein. The transcript is spliced from 3 exons. The coding region runs from base 131 to 3559 and encodes 1142 amino acids. The record is from RefSeq and is a predicted model, not a curated record. Gene Ontology annotation, molecular function: ATP hydrolysis activity; ATP binding. NCBI's taxonomy places the organism in Eukaryota, Fungi, Ascomycota, Sordariomycetes, Glomerellales, Glomerellaceae.